CCCCCCCCCCCCCCCUCCUCUCCUCUCUCUUCCCUCGCCACCACCUAAUCCCUCCCGUCCCCGCCGCUCGCCCCCGCUUCCGGAAGCUUCCAGAACGUCUCCGGGGCGACGGACGGGCCGCGCGGGGCUGCUUCCGGAACCUUCCGCCGCCCCGCCCUGCGGUCAGGUCGAGGGAGCGGGCAGUAGGGGGCAGCGGAGGAGGAAGCGGAGGGGGAGAUGCGGAGGUAGAGGAUUGAUUGGAUGCUGCUACGAUGGCGCAAGCUGCCGUCGAGUCUGCGCAAGCGGGGGUUGCAAGGAUGAAGAGGAAGACACCCUCUGAAUUGAGAGGUGAGCAACUGAAGCGGCGUACCUCCGAAAAGCUUGCAAAUGAUCAGUUAACUUCUGCCGCAUUUGAUAGGUCAACCAAUGGACUUCGGAACACAGAACAACAAAAGAUAUCCAAAUACAUUAGCACACGUGUUACAGAGGUCUUCCCUGUGAGAAAAGCAAGAAACCUUGGGAAGGAAAACUGUAAGGAUGUCUUGCAGAGUAAUGAGAAGAUUUGUAAGACUAUCGAUGCUACAACGGUUUCAAAUUUUGCAUUGUCUUCACUUACAUGUGGCAAUGGUGACUCAGCUAAGUUGGAUUCUUCUGUUCCAUCAACAACGGAGGCAGUGAAGCCAGGUUUCAAGAAAGUUGAGAAAUGUAGUGAAAAUGCUCUGCGCAGUGUAUCAGAGCUUCACGUCGGUGAUGAGAAGCAGACUAGUUCUAACAAAUUUGAUAUGGAAAAAGUACUUAAAGGAUUUGGAGCUCGUGAUGCUUCUGUGGCUUCUGGGCUCAGCAACCUUAAUGUACAAGUUGGUGAUGCUGCGAUGAAGUCUUCAGAUAUGUGCCCUUCUAAGAUCACCAUUCCAGGGAAAAGAGCUCCUUUGGAUUUUACCUUAAAGACUAGUUUGCAGUUUGUUUCAUCAUCAUCUGUGAAAUGGUGUCACAAGCUGAAUACAAGUUUUGGCAGGAGCAGCAUCACUGAAGCCAUUGGUCAGAGCUGUCUUCGUGGGUGUCAAAAUUUAGAGUGUCCAAAGCCUGAGAGCAAGAAGGAAUUCUUGUUCUCAAAGGCACUACAAUCAUGGGUAUAUCCACAAUCUUUGUUGCCUUCGUCCAUCAUAUCUGUAAUGCUCUCAUCAACUGCACGAGGAGAAAACGACUUUCUUCUCAAAAGACAUCAGGACUGGGAAGAUUCGUUUCAGAAUCUUUACUACAUGCUACGGAAGAAUAUGCUGAAUAUAUUCUAUGUUUAUACGACACAAUUUGUUGCUCUCUUCAUUGGUGGAAGCCAUUUGGAGAAAAUACAGCCCUGUAAUGCCUACUUGUCGCAAUCUACCCGUGGCCUACGCUCAUUACUGCGGAAACAUGGUGUUUGCUUUUCCAUGCCUCUUUGCAACACUGAAGUAGAGCAGGCUACUGAAGAUGACCUGAUCGAACUCUCAGAAAUCCAAAGGCGCAAUCUUGGCCAGGCACUCCAUUUAGAUGCUCUAUCCGAUGUGGACAACAGCACACAAUCAUUACUUAUGUUUACUGGCAAUGAGAGUGUUCAUGGUUUAUAUGACAUUCUGUUGAACUACAAGUCCUUGCUGAAUUCUUUAUCUGCUGUGGAUGUCCCAGUCUUGUAUUCACCACAGCCAUUUCAAAAUGGCUGCCUACAUAUUCCAGAGGUGAAAUGCAGGGAGAUGAGGCGAGCAGACAUGGGGCUGCUCUCUUCCGGUGGGUUUGAUGCAGAACCAGGCUCAGCAUUUGCCUCAACGGCUGGCAAUAUCUGCUACAGCAUGGAAAUAAAGGACCCGAUCCUCCCGCCCUGGGUCGUCUCCGGAGUCUGCGCUGCGAUGAGCUCGGAUGCAAGGAGCUUUGAUUUAACGAUCGCUACGGAGCCAUCAUCCAUGGGCUUGAACGCUGCCCUCAAGUCCGUGACCACAGCUCCUCAACCCAAGACGGCACCUCCCACUGACGGUGGCGCACCUGUGGGUGGCAUACCCGAUGCGAUCCUUGUCCCCUCCUUGCACUCCGCCUUGCUUCGGCGGCUCAGCUACAAAGACGGCGAGUACGUAGCCUACACAACUGUGUGAGCUCGAGCUCCGACAGCUGCAGCGCCCUGGAGCAUUGUGAUUGCAGGAAUGGAGGGCGGCUCUUAUGGGCGAACUGCAACUGCUUUUGUUGUCCGGUGGGAGAAGGCUGCUGCCGUCUUGCCCAGACAGGCUCCAUGUCUCGGUAUGCAGAAAUCCUGCAUUUUUCAGGGCUGCUUGUGUAUCAUGAGCAGGGUCUUUGUAAUUUUGGAGGCUGUGUACGCGGUCACACAGGCUGUCACGUACGCUUGUAUGGCAGUAGUAACUUAUGAGGUCUGGUUCUUGGGGGAAAAGAACAGUUGUUGCAUGCAUCAGUGUCCGCCUGUGCUUGGUACCUCUCUUGUUUAUAUGUUACUUUUUUUUACUUGAUUUCCACUGGCUUAAAACUCGACAAUGAGAGUCCUCUUGUUGCUGUAAACUAUGUUUUUAUUGUUGGUGUAGUUUGUAUGGAUCGGAAGUUCAGUCCUAAUUGGAAGGGUCAAGCGGACAA
Molecule: messenger RNA, 2586 nt
Organism: Panicum virgatum (switchgrass)
Lineage: Eukaryota; Viridiplantae; Streptophyta; Magnoliopsida; Poales; Poaceae
Product: protein downstream neighbor of Son-like
Exons: 15
Coding region: 252-2099 (615 amino acids)
Biological process (GO): nuclear DNA replication
Cellular component (GO): nucleus
Source: RefSeq, a predicted model, not a curated record